Molecule: messenger RNA, 4392 nt
Organism: Taeniopygia guttata (zebra finch)
Lineage: Eukaryota; Metazoa; Chordata; Aves; Passeriformes; Estrildidae
Gene: CSF2RB
Product: colony stimulating factor 2 receptor subunit beta
Biological process (GO): immunoglobulin mediated immune response; cytokine-mediated signaling pathway
Cellular component (GO): external side of plasma membrane
Molecular function (GO): protein binding; cytokine receptor activity
Source: RefSeq, a predicted model, not a curated record
UACAGUUUUACAGACUUUCCUUGAAAGGGCGGUGUCAGCUUCUCUGGAAGUGGCAUUUGAGGUUCACAAAAGAUGUAGUAGUUAUUUUGAGGACUUACUUGCCAAGAAAAUCCUGUGGUUGGUUUAUACUUCUGUCUUCAGUUCUAGGCAAGUGUGGGUUUGCUGGCAUCUCCAUCAGAGGAUUCUGGUGCUGGGGGGUGGUGCUGGGCAGGGAGAGUCACCCAGCAGGUUGAAUCAUCUGCCUCACAGACACCCCUGGAUUCAGUUUUACUUCUCUUUAUGUGAAACGGAAACAAACAGCUCCACAGUAAGCAGGGCAAGAGAGUAGCCAGUGGGCAAUGAAAACUCUCAAAUUCAAGGACAGCAAGAACAUGAAAGAGAUUUUCAUCCUGCUGCUGUAUCUGUAUUUGGUCUUCAGUGUUCAAGCCAUUCAAGAGAGUAUCCCAAUGAAAAGCUUGAAGUGCUACAAUGACUACAGCUCACAGGUGACUUGCACAUGGAUGGAGCAUUCAAAGGCUCAUGACCUUGUUGGUAUGAUUCUUUACCAAAGGGAUAAUAUUGAAAUGGAGAACAAGGACAUGUUUUGCAAACGCCAGAAAGUAAAUGACUUGCAGGAAACUCCAGAUGUGUAUGUACACUGGGUCUGCCACAGGACUACAAAUUAUUUUGGAAUAGGGGUAGAUGAUAUUUAUGGCUUCAGACCUAAAAAGGUUCUUCAAACAGAACUGGAUGUUGAUCUUUUCCAAAAUGUUCAGCCUCUCCCACCUCAAAACCUCUCAGUCAGCUCAAUGACCUCGGGGGACUUCCUGCUGACCUGGAAAACAACUGAUAGAAGCCAAGGGCUGGAAAAUGUACUGGACUAUGAAGUCACUUACAAACGAGAGUGGGAGUCCUGGGAGGAAGCUGCCUCGCUCUUGCUCUCCAACACCACCCAUUGCAGUCUCAGCCGUGAGGACCUUGUCCCAGGGAGCAGCUACGUCGCCCGUGUGCGAGCCAGACCAGGGCAGGCCAGCAGCUUCUCUGGCCAGUACAGCAAGUGGAGCAUGGAGGUGUCAUGGAAGACCCCUGAAGGUGGCCUCCAGCCCAGGAACCUUCGCUGCCUCUUCAGUGGUGGAGAUCGUCUGACGUGCAGCUGGGAAGUGAAGAAAGUGAUCACCACCUCUGUCCUCUUUGGCUUGUUCUUCAAGGCCACCCCAGCAUCAGAAGAAGAGGAGUGCUCUCCUGUGCAUGAGAAGACUUUGCCCCACACCCCAUAUGUGGUACAGAGCUGUGAGAUCCCUGUUAGCAAUUCUAGCAGCCAGAGCCAGUACCAUGUAUCUGUCCGGGCCAAGACAGAGGACAAGCUGAUUGAAGCCUACAAAAACAUUCAGGUGCUGCCACCCGCAAAUGUGUCAGUAACAGCAACAGGCAACCAAGAGUAUGAACUAACGUGGAAAAAACACCGUUUGAAUUACAGCUCCAUACCACAGAGAUACCAAGUCAAGUACUGGGAAAACAAUCGAUAUGAAAAGACUCUCCAGGUGUUAAAUAUCAGCAAUGACGAACCUCCCUUCCUCUUCACACUGCAGAUGCUGGCAGCAUCUACAGAAUAUAGGGGGGAAAUGCGUGCAAGGGUGAAUAAGCCUCCAUAUGAGGGACCUUGGAGUGAAUGGAGUGAGGAGUUCACCUGGAAGACUGAGAGUGCAGAGGCAAUACCUGAUGGACGUAACGAGGGUACAGUUCCGUCACCUGUGGUUCUCCCAGUGACUCUCCCAGCUCUCAUCAUCGCUUUUCUGAUAGCUGCUUAUUGCAGCUAUAGGUAUUUCCUCAGGAAGAAGAAAAUGUGGGAGGAGAAAAUUCCGAACCCCAGCAAGAGUCUCCUGAUCCAGGGCUACCUGGGGAAAGGACAUUUGGGAAGUUGGCCAACAAGCAACCAGCUGGACUUCAACAAAUACAACCUUUCAGAGAAGAUGGAGCAGCCUAGCUUCCUUCAAGUUGUGGACAGGCAGGCGAAGACUUUGGCAGAGUGCCUUGAAGGGCAGACUAAGAAGACAGAUGUUUCCUCUGUUACACCAGACCUACAAAACUCAUACCAUGCUUUAAAUAAGUCAGAGCAUGCCCCAGUUGCCUGCUCAAGUCAGAGAGCUGGUCAUUCCUCUUCCAUUUCAAGGAGAAACAGCACUGAUGCAAGUAUUGCUUCCCACACAGCAAUCCCUUGCUUUGCUUUCAAUGGUCCAUACUUGUACAGUCCAGUGGUGUCCUCUCACCCUGAUAUACACCAGACCCUGGAAAUGGACCCUGUGGGACUCAGUAUGAAAUCAGUUUCCCUUCAGUAUGUGACUCUCCCAAGGGAAGACUCUCCCCAGACCUCACAGAGACAAGAACAGGCAGAAGCAGUUCCUCCAAAGGAUGUGCUCCCAGAUCAGCAGGAAAUGAUGCAGCACCUCAAUGAUAAGGAAGAAGUCUCACAGGCCUCACCAGCCUGUGGAGAAGGCACCAACAAUGGAACACAGGAGCAGAGCUCUCCAAAGGCUCUCAGCUGUACCUCAACAGUGUCUCCUCAACAGUGCCCCUUGGAAUACAUCACCACGGAUAGCCUGCUACUGCCAUCAGCCAGUACCUCCACUCAUCCUCCACUCGUCACAGCUGAGGAAUCACCCUGUGGUUCACAGCAGCCCCAGCCUCCCAGUGACCACAUUUGCCAUGAGUCUUCUCUGGGGAAAACUGGUGUCAUGAUCCCAGUUUCAGGCCAAGCACCAACCUCAUCUCCUGAAUUGCACCUGGAUACGUUUGGUGACUAUCUUAUUGUCCCUGAAGGUCUCCAUCAACAUUCAAAGCCCACAAAGAUUUCUUUGCCUGUCUUACAGAAGAAAAAUAGUAUUCCUGGAAAGCAGCCUUUGUCAGAAGGUAACUUGGUGGUGUUAAACCCUGACAGCACUGAGCCAGUUUUCCUUUGCCAGGUUGGUGACUACUGCUUCCACAGCCUAAAAUCCAGUGUGAAGAUGGAUAAUAGUCAGGAAGAUCAACAAGUCAAGAAGCUUUCUGAAAGUAAGAAAACACUUGGGCAGCCUGUAUGUGACGAUGAAUCAGUCACGGGAAAGGAAAAGGAUGUAUGGAAGAGGGAAAAAAUACAGGCCAUUCAGCUUUUCAAAAACCUGAAAUCAGAUGAUUACUUUUCCUGGCAGCAAUCUUUGAGAAUCAAAGAAAUCUGUUAAAUGGGUAAAUGUUAAUGAAUACCAAAGAGACAGAUAACUGAAGGAGGUUGUAACUAUCUGGUGAAAAUGAACCCUCAAACCUAGGAACAAAUAAACACCAGUUCCAUUUUCAAGAUUCCAGUCCAUCGCGUUAAAAAACUUGAAGUAGCUCAAUGUCAUUCUCAGUGGUCUUCACAAAUUUGGCAUGAAGGACUACACAAAUAUUGUAGUGUAGUGUCGUGUUUUUCAAACUUUUUGGCUUAUCCAUGAUGAUCAGUUUAUCCUCCUGAUCCUGUAAUAUGUCACAAUCAUAUUGCAAUUAUAUCAGAUUCCUUGGCAAAUCUUGUGGCAGGAAAUGCAGACUUAAUGUCUUGAAAGGCUAUCAGAAGAAGACAAGCUUAAAAACCUUGGAAAGAAAAGUUCUAUCCUUAAAAUCAAUUUUAUUUAAUUUCUGUGCACUUAUAAAAUAGCUGUAAAAGUCACCAAGGAACUUCUAUAUCUUUGCUUUUCCACUAUGGCUUGAAAUAGGUAUUGGCUAAGGUGAAAAAACCCAGAGACUUAUAGAAGUGUAAAUAAAAAAAUGAGAAAAAAGUUGCUGAAGUCCAGGAGAAUUUUCUUAAUGUUAAUGUCCAGUCUAUCAUAGUGGAUUCAGAGGAUAACAAAGAAACAUUACUGGGAUACACAAAGCAAGUUGUAGAGAACCAUAUGGAAGAAAUAUUACUGAAAGAAGAUCCAAGGGCUCCUAAGGUUCAGUGAGAGGGAGUGGGACAGAUAACAGAAAAUGGCAGGUAAGAGAUGCUGGGAAGGUGCACAAGCCUGUAACUGCUGCAGUUUUUCUAUUUCUAAGUGUUGAAGUACUACAUGAUUUUCUUUUACAUUCAUUGACAGUUUAUGCAUUAUAUACUUCAUCCUAAAGUGUAAUUGAUUCUUAGUUUGGUUUUUUUUUUUCCUCAAAUAAUGAGAGUUGGGAAAGAGUAGACCUUUUUCCGAGUUUUGCUUUAUAGAAAGUGGUGCAAGGGAAGAGUAUUUGUUCAAAACUGCUACUCUGCAAUCAGUGAAAAGACUUUGGUUUCAGACCUGAAGGUAGACUUGACUUUCAAAAGACCAUCUUUUUUUUCAAAUAUAAAAUCUGCAUUAAUAAACAUAUUAUUUCCUCCUAUAAGUAUUUUGUUUCAUAUAUUAAAAAUAUUGUGUUUACAAUAAAAUUACUAUUAGCUCA